Molecule: messenger RNA, 1999 nt
Organism: Myotis brandtii (Brandt's bat)
Lineage: Eukaryota; Metazoa; Chordata; Mammalia; Chiroptera; Vespertilionidae
Gene: DDAH2
Product: dimethylarginine dimethylaminohydrolase 2
Exons: 6
Coding region: 966-1802 (278 amino acids)
Biological process (GO): arginine metabolic process; positive regulation of nitric oxide biosynthetic process
Molecular function (GO): amino acid binding; dimethylargininase activity
Source: RefSeq, a predicted model, not a curated record
GCCUGAGGAGCCCUGCCCUGUCCCGUUUAGACAAUGCCCUGGAGCCGCCAGACCGCCGAGCCCCUGCCCCACCGGAGCACUGGCCCUAGCCUACCCAGGGACUCCUCGCAGCCAAAGCUCCAGCUCCCAAGGCUCGAGGAGCGGGGCUCUUCUCCGCCAACUCUGUCCUCACGGGGGUUGGGACCCCAGCCGAGAUCACAGAGCGGCAGGAGCGGGGGUGGGCGCUGGAGGUGAGUCUGGAGCGGGCGGUGUUCCCCGGACUGUGUUGGGGCCGGGAUCGGGGUACCGGGCCCGUGCCUGCGCGGACAGAGUGCGGGGCGGGGGGCGGGGGACGGCAUUUGAGUUGCGGAGCUGAAUGGGGUGGACUUUGGGGAAGAUAGAGCGGGAGGGAAGGGAAGGGUCCCGGAGCCUGGAGCGGCGCCCGCCGCCCGGAACCACGCCCCCCGUUUCCCCGCCCUUCGGAUUUCGUUUGGACGCUCCCAGUCCUCCGGGACGAGGUCUGGUUCAGGCUGGGUCGCGCUGGGAGCGGAGUGCCCCGCUGGGUGGAGACGAUAUUUAACUCCUCCUCGCCCUUCUCGCCCUUUCUCAUUUGGCCCCUAGACUUCCAUGCCCCAGGCCCUCUCUCCCCAGCUGCCUCCUGCCCCACAACCCUAGUGGGUUCCUCGCCGCACUUCGGGUCUGCACGGCGCGGAGCCGCGGAGGGUUAAGGGGGCGGGGCCGCUGCAUUUUUGGGGAGUGAGCGCAUCCUAGCGGCUGCCAAGAGGGGCACCGGGCAGGAACCUCACGAAGCCCCCGAGCAGGGGCAACAGGUGUUUUGGAGAUGACGGGAUCCUGCUCUUGCUCCUCGGACUCCCCCUAAAGAAGCAGAUCGCCACGGUGCGGGCGUUGGGUGGGCAGCCGAGGAAGCUGAAGAAAGAGGAAACUGAGAAGUCAGCGCUGCCGGAGGGGGCGACUGUGUGGAUGGGAUGGGGACGCCGGGGGAGGGGCUGGGCCGCUGCUCCCACGCCCUGAUCCGCGGGGUCCCGGAGAGCCUGGCGUCGGGGGAGGGUGCGGGGGCUGGCCUUCCUGCCCUGGACCUGGCUAAAGCACAGAGGGAGCACGGGGUGCUGGGGGGUAAGUUGAGGCAGCGAUUGGGGCUUCAGCUGCUAGAACUGCCUCCUGAAGAGUCGCUGCCGCUGGGACCGCUGCUCGGCGACACCGCCGUGAUCCAAGGGGACACGGCCCUGAUCACGCGGCCCUGGAGUCCUGCCCGCAGGCCAGAGGUGGAUGGAGUCCGCAAAGCCCUCCAUGACCUGGGGCUCCGUAUUGUGGAGAUGGCGGACGAGAACGCGACGCUGGAUGGCACUGAUGUCCUCUUCACGGGCCGGGAGUUUUUCGUGGGCCUCUCCAAGUGGACCAACCACCGAGGAGCCGAGAUCGUGGCCGACACGUUCCGGGUGAGCAGCGGGGCCAGCCUCGGGGAGGGCCUGGGAGGGCAGCCAGGCCCGGGUGCAGAGGCUCUGAGACUUGAAUGCUGCCUCUUUCCUCUACACCAGGCCAUGGCGGUGCUGACGGACCACCCCUACGCCUCCCUGACCCUCCCAGAUGAUGCAGCCGCUGACUGUCUCUUUCUGCGUCCUGGGUUGCCUGGUGUGCCCCCUUUCCUCCUGCACCGUGGAGGGGGGGACCUGCCCAACAGCCAGGAGGCACUGCAGAAGCUCUCUGAUGUCACCCUGGUCCCUGUGUCCUGCUCUGAACUGGAGAAGGCAGGUGCUGGGCUCAGCUCCCUCUGCCUGGUGCUCAGCACACGCCCCCACAGUUGAGGGCCUGGCCUUGGGGUCUUGGCUGGUCAGGGAUAGGGCAGUAUAGGGAGUAGAAGGGGAAGGAGGAUUAGACAAAGGAUGGUGAAUAGUGGGAACAGGGUCCCAAGGUAGGGGGGGGCAUAGUGUGGGGAAAAGGAGAGAGAUCAUUGGGUGAGUCUUCUCUCCCAGAACUAAUAAAAUAGAACUGACCUUUCCGA